CUUUUGACUUCAUCGCCGGCAUGGCGCAAGCAAAUGAAAGUUUUGGUAACCGACACUUAUGGCAGUUUAUCAGUGGUACAGGCAUUCUUCGACCGAGGGAGCUGAUAAAGAGAGAGUUGACAAGAAACACAGACAAAGUUCUAAAUGGCCUGCUGUUUUACAAGAAACCAAGGGCACCACAGGGAGAUUUGCUGAAAGACAAGAAUCUGAAAACACAGCAGAAAGAAUUUGUGCUCAAAUUAACAACGUUCUUGAAUUUGGAAGAAGACCAGAGCUAUGAAGUGUACUUUUCAUAUCUUUCUCAAGAUUUCAGAGGCUCAGAAAAAAAUCUUCAGCUGUGCUUAAGUACAGAACGACACAGUCAUGCAUUCAUGGUAAAGAUUCGUGAUUUCUACUACAGUGAGAGGUUGUAUCUACUACAAUGUAUCAGGCACAUUCUCACGUUCUGGUCCGAGGCAGAGAACCAUCCUUAUAGGGAGGAGUACACUAUAUUUCUGAACAUAUUACUGAAGGAUAACGAGUUGAUAAAGAAACUGUUAGAACAGGUCGACCUGCUGUGUGAUGAACCACUUCCUACCUGGGAAACUCAUGGAAACCUUAUGAAUGAUAGACAAGCUUUGGUAUGGGCACAUCAGAAUUUGAAAGAACAGAUUGAACUGUUGGAGAUACUUCUUGUGUACUGGAAAGAAUUUGAAGUUAGUGCCAAAGAUUUCAACAGAUUACUGGACAAAUUCAAGAGACAAGGUUUUGGCAGGAGACAGACAUACAAACAUAUACUGGAUGAGUCCUUUGAUAGAAUUACUAAAAGAAUAGGGUCACUAGAAGUUCUAGUAUUACUUCAAGCAAUGGACAUGGAGACUGUAGAAAGGCUUAGUUACACUAAAUGUUUUGAUGACCAUAGUUUGUUGAAAGACAAACAAACUUUCCAGUCAGUAGAGAAGACAAUGCAGUUGCUGGGGUCAGAACAGCCUCAUGGUGCCCUGCUCCUCAGCUGGGCAGUUAUCAGGCAGCUGUACCUGGAGGGGGACGGAGCAAAUGUAACCAGGAAAUACGGGAACCAGGCUUUACAGCUUUGUGUGUUUGAUUUCCUCUCGGAGAUGUUAGAUAGGGAACCAUUCUCUGGAAAGUCUAUUACAGCGUCUAUUUCACACUGUGUGAUAUAUACAGUAUUGUUAGCAGCACUGACAGCAUUUGAUGAAACAACAUUGACUAGAAGUAACACAGAAAUGAAGGUACUGUAUGACAUUACAUGCAAGCUGUUGAGUAGAGAGUUUAUUGCUGGAAAUGUUUGGAAUAAGGGAAUGGAACAAGGAGUAGGAAACAUGUAUCAAACUGCUCUCCUCAACUUCCCGCUGGAUUUCUCAACUCUCGUCAAACUGAGUACAGCCCUAGCUUCAGCUAAUGCAGACAGUGCAUCAAAGGUGCUGGAAUUAUGGUCAGAAUUACCCAGGUACACAGAAUAUCUGGACCGCAACAGUUCCCAGGACCUCAGAUCAACCAGGGACUCCUUGGUGUGGCAACUGGCUAGGGAUAAAACACCUUAUGGGGCAGGUGAUUUUCGCAUCCCAGCAGGGGUAUAUGGACAGUUGAUUUCUACAGGCCAGAAACCAGUGUCAGACCUUGAUAUUCCAAUAAUUCAGUGGGAGGUGACCUAUGAUGGAUGGCAGCUGUUGAAAAGUGAAAUACAAGAACUGUUACAUCAAGUUGCAAGAGGGGCCGGUAUGGUAUUACCAGUACAAAUCCUCAGGGUGACAGAUAUCGCUCAAUUUGUUAGAGCAAUAUGUAAAUCCCAGCCAACAGCUGCCGACGGUCUCACAGAUAUCAUGGUGCUGCUCUAUACACUGAUACAGAGGUUUUCAUCCUUCAACCCUCCGCCAUUAGAAUUGAUAGCAGCCUGUGUUGACUGUAUCACAUAUGUAGCUAAACUUCACCCGAAACAAGCAUGGCAUGAUAUGAAACAGACUGGUCUCCUGCCAUUCCUUACAGAGAAUAUAGACAACAUGACGGAAGUACUGAGUGGACGUGGCUUGAGCCCCGGACUGUAUGGAGGUCUGCUGGCUGGGUUUGAGGUACCACAGGGAGAGUACCAGCUAACUGUGGCGUUCCUUGAGUUCAUAUCGGAACUUGUUAUGCCACUGUACAAUAUAGGCCAGGAGAAUCAGCUUCAGCCAGUAGUUAUGUAUAUACUGAGAGAGAUAUUUCCAGGAUUCCAGAAAUGGAGAUAUUAUAAUUCUACAAGGAAAGAACUCAUAGGGCAUAAAUGUUUGAAAAUUGCACAUAAGAUACUCAACUUCAGACUUUCCAAGGAGAAGAAAAAUUCUGAAAAGCCACAUAUACAGAAGUUGUGUGUUUAUAGUCUACUGUUUACAGAAGCUGGGAGAGCCUUACUGGAGAUUAUAGCCACAGGGGUAGAACCUAUAGAAAUGUUACUGGCUCAGCAGUCUAGUCGAACUGAGGGCAGUGGAGAGGAUCUCAUGCAGUUGAUACAGAUUGGAUUUUCCGUGAUGAACCGUCUGCUUUUGCUGAGGUCACAUGAUCAGUUGUCACCAGUAGAGGUUGCAUUAUCCUCACAGCCAGCUGGGUACCAGAACCAACAUAUUGUUGCAGUAAUAGCAGAGUACAUUUAUCAUAGAACGAACCCAUUGUUACCAAAGCUAGCAACACUGUUCCUGCGUAGACUGGCUGUGGUAUUACCUAUGUCUAUACUGGCAUGUCUCGGUGGACAAGGGGAGGCUAUAAGGGAUAUCUACCUAAUGAGGUUACACUCAGCAACAGAGGAUCUAAGUUUGAAGACAGGUAUAUUGGAACUGCUGUCAGUAUGUGUGGACACCCAGCCAGGGUUGAUUGAACUCUUCCUCAAUGUCCAGACAACACAGCCCUCUGAUGCAAAUAAGGAUGUGUUGGUUGGAAGGACAAGUUGCCUGCAGACUGUGCUAGACCUGAUGCUCUUCAAGAAACAGGGCUCAUACCAGUGUCCACCAGACCUGCUGUGUGCCUGCACCAACUUCAUACAAGCACUGUGGGUGGGGAUGAGAGAAACAGCCAUGGCAGCUCUCAGAGCAAAGGUGCAUUUCUGGCCAAGCCUAUGUGGACCUUUGCUUAAAGACCUGUCUGAUGCCUCUGAGGAACCGAUGCUGACUUUCAAGUUGAAAACAGUGUCAUACAUUUUGAAAGUUUUGGCUCAGGAAAUAUAUGUAACAAACAGCACAAAACUAGACGACAAUUUAAAGAAAAUUCUGAAAGAAUUAGCAGAAAAAGGCAGAAUCAAAUACUGGUCAACAUAUAUCACAGACUGUAUAAAGAUGGCUGAUGAAGGGUCACAUGACAUGUCAUUGGACACAAGCACAGAUGCUGCGGAACAUCCAAUACACAAACUGCUUCUUGCCUGGAAAAACUUCCUGGUUGUGCUGGCGAAAAUAAAUGUUGUAGAACUGAAGCUAGAUGAUGGUUUGAAGGAACUGAUAGUUGUAGACCUACUGGAGGCCAUACAUGCACAGUUUACCAACUCUCUGUCAGAGCUGAGACAUAAGUUGUCACAGACAUGCAGUGCUCUUUUCUUUACCCUUGUGAAAAGCUGGACAAGUUCCAUCAAGGUAUGGCGUCAGGUGUUAGACAGGACCCUGGAGACCUUGACCUUGACAAUGUCAAGCGGGGAUAUGAUCAUACCAUCUGUACAGAUUGGAUUACUGGGAUCUGUAACAGCCAUUCUACAAUAUCUUAGGCUGGAAGCACACAAGAAGGUUGAUGUUCAAAAGUUGGGACCAAUUCUGGUGUCUACCUGUGAAGUAUUGCUACAGAGUACCAGAGAAUUGCCACAACCCCAGGAGCUGCGUCGACUGAGAGAAGCCCAGGAAAGCACAGAAAAAUCAUUCGCUCACACAGAUCAUAGGCUGAAGUUACAGACAGUUGCAUGUUGCACAGUAGAGGAGUUGAUACAUCAUAUCAGAGACAGUGAGAUAUGGUUACCUAUACUACAAGAAAAUAUGAUCUUACCUGCACUUCUGUCAUCAGCUGAUAUAUAUCUCAAGACACAGGAGAGCUUGCAUUAUCUACAGCCAUUGUUUAUACUCUUCCUCACCAUAGCGCAAGAUAAGAAGGGAGCUGAGAGUUUAGCAAUGGCAGGUCUGACCCAGCAUGUGUGUCUACCAGUCACAUAUUGUUACCAGAAUGGAGAUGUCUCGUACCCUGGUCCCAAACCUGGGCAGCAGGGUAAAGCAGUGAGGCCCCAGCAGCCACAGGUGACCUGGCACAGUGUUUACUGUCUGUGUUUAGACUUAUAUACAACGAUGUUGGCUACCAUGAAAUACUCAUUCCUGGAAGAUGCCUUCAACUUUGUCGGUAGUCACCAGGAUAGGCUUCAACAGUGUUUAGAGAUAGCAAGGUUUAGUUUGAGCAGUGACAUGUUCCGUGAAGUAGAGAAGACGUGCUUGUUUGUCAGUCAUCUAGCAAACUUCAGUAGAGAAUGGAGGCUGCAUUUACCUGAAUCUCUCAAUAAAAUACUGUUGAGCCUGUUAUACAUGUGCCAGACAUUUGUGUCAUUACUGAUACGACCUAGAUAUUUACAGUAUAUUCUUGAGCAUCAAGGUAUAACGGGAGAACAGCAUGAGAGACGACACAGUGAAAGGUUACCUCUACCAACUCUACAACAUCAGGCAUCUACAGAGGAUAUAGAUAGUCCUACAGUACAACAUGUACAAGUACAACAUAGUAUGUUGAAGGUGCUAGGGGAAUGUUUUGUUGCCUUGCGACAGUUUAGUCCAGAUCUUGUACAGAUACUUGUUGAUCAGAAUAUGGAUGUUGGAGAGUAUGAACCAUUUCUAGCUCUUGGAUUCAGCACCCCUCCAGCAGACCAGGAUACCCCACCCACUUUUGGAACCAUGCUGUCAUGUGUCAGUGUUGGUCUCCGUCUCUUGACAAAGAUGGAUGGAAGUAAAUCUCCACAGAAGCAAGACAGCAGCACUACAGCUUCUGGUACCCCUGUACUCAGUCAACAUGUUUCAAAGUCACUGGUUAUGUUUGUGUUAGAAAAUGCCCUGUAUCUCACAAUGUCUCAGGGAAUGUUGUACUUGAAGGAUCCUAAUGUUCAGUCCAGAGAAAAACAGCUUCUCAAACGUGAACUUGGCACAGAAAUGAAUUCGAUAUUGUCUGGUAUUCAGCGCUACAUAAGAAGAGGUGGACCUCAGUCUCCGGCAUCUUCUACCCAGAUAAGUCCCAGAUCUCAGUCACCAGCGGGAGCUACUCUUAGUCGUUCCAUUUCACAAACUUUCUUAUCCAGUCAGGACCAUGCUAUUUUUAGACUUGUGCAAGAAUUUUCUAAACAAGUGCUAAGAUGAGAAAUCAUGAAAAUGUAGCCACAUAUUGUGUUCAUACAAAAUGGAAACAAAGAAGUGUCGAGAACAUUUUUACUCUAUAAUGUUUAAUUUGAUUUACCAAAAAGCCAACAGGUUUAAAAUUGUACAUAUUGUUAUUUUGCACAGUUUGUAAAAAUACAAAAAAAUAGGAAAAAAAGGGAGUACAAAAUUAGAA
Messenger RNA from Mercenaria mercenaria, 5526 nucleotides. RefSeq names its product nucleoporin NUP188-like. The coding region runs from base 21 to 5333 and encodes 1770 amino acids. NCBI's taxonomy places the organism in Eukaryota, Metazoa, Mollusca, Bivalvia, Venerida, Veneridae. Gene Ontology annotation, biological process: protein import into nucleus; RNA export from nucleus. Gene Ontology annotation, molecular function: structural constituent of nuclear pore. The record is from RefSeq and is a predicted model, not a curated record. The transcript has 47 exons. Gene Ontology annotation, cellular component: nuclear pore inner ring.